AUGGUGCUCCGGUCAACCGCGGAAAGGCUUCAGAGUUUAGUGUUAGCAGAAGAAACUGCACUGUUGAAUCGAUCGGCUAACGGAGAUUUGAAUGAGAUACUACGACAGCUAAACCGGAUCCAAGUAUUGUUGAGAGGGCGUACACAACACAAAGACAGCGAGAGGAAAAUUGAAGAGCUCAAUUAUCAAAUCGAGGAUGUCAUCGAAUCGUUUCGUGUAUUGGUAAGAUCAUCAAAGACAUGGGGACUUAAUGGCAUCAAAAUGAUUUGGUUGCGAAAGUUCCGUCUUCGUUUCACUUUCCGGAAGAUAAGGUCGGAAAUCACGAGCAUCAUCGAAAAAAUCGAAUGUAGCAAUUUUCCUGUAAAAGCCAGCUCCCCUGAUCUGCAGCAAAUCAACAAGAACUUAUUUACAGAAGACCUUAAGCAAGUGCUUAAAUUUCUGUUAUCCGAUGAUGUGUUGUCGUCGUCGUCGUCCUCCUCCUCGUCUCGCAUUAGGGUCCCAGUCAUCACAAUAUGUGGAGCUGUUGGCUCGGGGAAGAGUACUCUUGCUCAAGUAGUAUACGAAGACCCAAGCAUUGUUCCCAAGUUUCAAACUCGCAAAUGGAUUAAAGUUCCCCACGACCACGAGUUUGAAAUCGGAUACAUACUUGGACAAAUAAUUGAUCGUGGGGAUGAUUGGGUGUCAUACAGCUCCGAAGAACAAUUGCAUGAACGAGUUAAGAAAAUACUUAAUUCUAAGAGGCGCCUAAUUGUCCUGGAUGACAUACGGUCCACAGAAGCUUGGGAGACCGUGUGUAGAAUAUUGGUAGAAUUAGACAAGGGUAGCUGUGUACUUGUAACCACCCGGGUCGGAUAUGUAGCCGAAUACAUAUCGCAAAACCAGUUUGUGCAUUCAAUGACGCCCUUGAACGAGCGCGAUAGUUGGGAUUUGUUCACCAAGGUGUUCUCUCACCCGGAUCCAUCAGCUAACCUCACAGUGUCAGAAUCUCCGUCUGACGGUGACCGUAGUAGGCGUGCUCGAUUAUCCUUCUUUACCGAUGGAGCCACUACUUCAGAUACAGAUACAGGAUUUGAAGGACAGGAGCCAUCGGCCAUGGAAACUGAUAAUAGAGCGACUUCAUUGCGCGAUAUGGUGAGAUCUUGUGAUGGCUCACCGAGGCUCAUCAAGGCUCUUGCAUUGUACUUGGGAUCUAAAGAAACUACGGAUUGGGAGAUGGGGCAUAAUGAUAUCCGAGCAUGUCUAUCUAAAUUCGUUUGUCCAGUUUAUAAUGAGUUACCAGACCACUUGCAACCAUGCUUUGUGUACUUGGGUCAUUUCCUGGAGGAUCAAGAGAUCGAUCCUGAGAAGUUGUCCCAUUUGUGGAUGAUUGAAGGCUUAUUAUCAACAGGAGAAAGUGCUACAGGGGAGAGAAUGAUGGACAUGACUGAGCGAUAUCUGAGAGAACUAGCACUUAAGGGCAUGGUAGAGGUGCAAGCAGAGGAAGUUCCGGCCACUACCAAAAAACUCAAGCCUUUCCGCAUUGUUCAGGGAAUGGAAAAAUUUUGCGUCUCAGAUUGUGAACAAACCCGUUUUCUCAAAAUCAUCGAUUUAAGAGAAGAGAACCGUUCACUCUCAUCUAGCGAUAUGCCACGUCGACUUGUGAUAUAUCUAGGUAAGCAUAACGUUGACAUUUUUCCUAAUGUUGCUAAAAAUAUUCGUAGUCUUCGAGUGGUUCUUAGAGACAAGAAGGAAAUAAUAGAUGAAUCGGUUCGGCCGACUAACGAGCAGCAAAUAAUAGAAAAUGAAUUGGUUUGGCCGACUAUAAUGCUUAAACUUAAGGAGUUCAGAGUGCUCAGGAUUCUUGAUUUUGAUGGUAUUGAUUUUCCACAGCAGAUACUACCGACCGGUAUUUUCAAUCUUAAGCUCUUGAGGUAUCUGAGCUUCAAAGGGUGUGUCCUAGAUGAGUUGCCAUCAUCUAUUAGCAAGUUGUUGUACUUGCAAGUACUUGAUUUGAGAGUGGAAGAAUUAGUUGAAAUAAGAAUCCCAAACGCUCUAGGGAAGAUGAGGUGGCUGAACCAUUUAUACCUUCCACUGAAGUUUGGAACUCAAAAUGAUGAACAACUGCGACUUGUUGACUUGACAGAACUUGAAACCCUAGUGAACUUCAAUACAAGGUUGUGCAGAGCUAAAGAUGUCUUGAGACUUUGUAAACUCCGGCACUUGGCAGCGAAGGUGGAAGGUAAUUUCAACGACUUUGAAUCGAUCACCAAUUACAUGAAAACUAAUUCAAAUAACUGGCUACAUUCCUCCGUUGAUAUCAUAGAGUUGAACUGCUAUUCAGAGGAGUGGCAUUCAGUUCUACAAGAAUUCUUAGGGUGUAAAGUACUUCGAACUUUGCAUUUCGACGGAUAUAUUGGCCGCCUACCACCAUAUGAUGAAAUCUCCCAGAAUAUCACUCAGUUGGUUCUUAAUAAGUCUUAUCUUAAAGAAGAUGCCAUGCCAACCUUGGGGAAGCUCCCUAGUUUAGGGAUCCUUAUCCUCUCUAAUUAUGCUUAUAUCGGGAAGGAAAUGGUCUGCUCUGCUUCAAGUUUCCUUCAGCUGAAACGUUUAGAACUCGUGGAUUUGUCCUCCCUGAAGCGACUUGAGGUCAAAAUCACAGCCAUGCCUAUACUUUCGACCUUAAAAGUCGAGCAUUGCGAGAAUCUAGGUACCCUCCAUGUGCGUGCUGGUCUCAUAGUUGAACUAGUCUGA
Lycium ferocissimum is the source of this 2730-nucleotide messenger RNA. Its product is annotated as probable disease resistance protein At1g58390. Gene Ontology annotation, biological process: defense response to other organism. The transcript is spliced from 3 exons. Gene Ontology annotation, molecular function: ADP binding. The coding region runs from base 1 to 2730 and encodes 909 amino acids. NCBI's taxonomy places the organism in Eukaryota, Viridiplantae, Streptophyta, Magnoliopsida, Solanales, Solanaceae. The record is from RefSeq and is a predicted model, not a curated record.